AUGGACGGCGAGGAGCUGCAGAGGCAGCACCGUGUGUGGCUCCGGCUAAUCCCGAAAUCGGAAAGGUUCACAGCAUAUUUACUGGCAAAGACUGUGAAAGCAAAACUUGAAACAGAAAAAAGGAACGGCUCGGGAUCCCUGUGCCUGUGGAAUCUAACCACCAUUGUUUUGCACAAAACCUCUAGCACUCACCGCGGGGCGCGUCCCCUAGACCUGACGGCAGGGAGCAGGCGCGGGGGCCCGAGCGGCUGCGGCCGGGGGAGGGUCCUAGCCGGGGUCUCCCUGCGCGCCGGCCCCGCUCCAGGACCCGCAGGUCUCAGGGCUCCGGCCAGUUGGCGCUCUGAACGGGUCUCGUUCCGGCCCACCGGGAGCCCGGCCACAGGCUGUGCGCCACGGACUGUGUCCCCCGCGGUGCCCUUCCCCGGAGCGGGGGGCGCGGCCGGGGGCUCGCUCCCUCCCGGGCGCAGGCUCCGGGGCGCCCCUCCCGCGGCCGCCGUGCGUGCCCGCGCCGCGCCUGCGCCCCCACCGGCGGGGAUCCGGGCCCGAGCAGGCUGGGCUCCGAGGCGCCGCGCCGGGCACCCCUCUGCGGGCCGCUGGGGCCUGGCUGCCCCGGGGACCCGGCCGCGCGCUCCGGCUCCAGGUCCCUCGCUCCGGGGCGCGCUCCUCGCGGCGGCGGGGCCGCCAGGACGCGGAACAAGAGUAUGUGGGACGAUGCUAUGGAAACACUGCCAGCAGAGGAAGUCCUGUGUUUUCCUGACGCCCACCUGGCAAGUGAAUUGCCCACUGGCCCCAGGUGAACAGUGUGGACACAGAGCUGCAGAUGCCAGGAUGCAAGACAGACACCCACCCCCUGGCUGA
This is a messenger RNA of Manis javanica (Malayan pangolin), 858 nucleotides long. The record is from RefSeq and is a predicted model, not a curated record. Lineage: Eukaryota; Metazoa; Chordata; Mammalia; Pholidota; Manidae.